Messenger RNA from Micromonas commoda, 1146 nucleotides. RefSeq lists its product with no specific name. The coding region runs from base 1 to 1146 and encodes 381 amino acids. Gene Ontology annotation, molecular function: oxidoreductase activity. The record is from RefSeq and is a predicted model, not a curated record. NCBI's taxonomy places the organism in Eukaryota, Viridiplantae, Chlorophyta, Mamiellophyceae, Mamiellales, Mamiellaceae. The transcript has a single exon.
AUGGCGACGAAAAAGUUGCCCAAGUGCAGGCCGCUCGGUUCGUCCGGCCUCAUGGUCACCGAGGUGUGCUUGGGGACCAUGACUUUCGGCAUUCAGAAUACCGAGGAGGACGCGCACGCUCAGCUGGAUUACGCCGUCAAGGAGCGCGGCGUCAACUUCAUCGACACCGCGGAGAUGUAUCCCGUCCCGUCCAGCGCAGCCGGGUGGAAACCGGGGACCACCGAGGAGUACAUCGGAACCUGGAUCGAGAAGAACCCCGCGCUCAGGUCGGAGAUCGUCCUCGCGACCAAGGUGGCGGGCUACAACCCGGGAUCCGAGACGGGCGGCAACCGCUUCGUGCCCCCGAAGCCCAAGGCUGACUGCCGCCUCGACCGCGAGUCCGUCCUGAUGGCCUGCGACGCGUCGCUGCGCAGGCUCAGGACCGAUUACAUCGACCUCUACCAGCUCCACUGGCCCGACCGAUACGCGCCCAACUUCGGCCAGAGCGUCUACGACCCGAAGCAGGAGCGCGACGCCGUGCCCAUCAAGGAGACCGUCGCGGCGCUCGGCGAGCUCAUCGCCGCGGGAAAGAUUCGCCACUACGGCCUAAGCAACGAGACCACCUACGGAGUCUGCGAGUUUGUCCGCGCCGCCGACGAGCUCGGCGUGCCCAGGCCGGUGUCGAUCCAGAACUCGUUCUGCCUGCUGCACCGCACGUUCGAGACGGAGCUCGCGGAGGCGUGCGCGCCGAGCCACUACGACAUCGGCCUGCUCCCGUGGACCCCGCUCGCGGGCGGCGCCCUCUCGGGUAAGUAUCUCCACGGCAAGAAGCCGGCGGAGGGCAGGCUGGUGAAGUACCCCAACUUCAUGCAGAGGUACCUGAACGCGCCGUCCGUGGAGGCGACGGAGGCGUACGAUGCGAUCGCGAAGGAGGCGGGGAUCUCUCUCGCGACGCUCUCGCUGGCGUGGUGCCGCACGAGAUGGUACUGCGCCUCCACCAUCAUCGGCGCCACCACCAUGGAGCAGCUCAAGGAAAACAUCGACGCGUUUGACACCGACCUGGUGACACUGAGCGAGGAGACGCUGAAGGCGAUCGACGACGUGCACUUCGCGAGGAGGGACCCGUGCAUGAUCCCAUCCUCGGCCCCGCCCCGCGCGCUGAGGUAG